GAAAUUAAAAUACACACAUGCUUUUGCAGUUUUAAUAUCGCUGGACAGAACGCUUCCGUUUCCAAAGGAGUUCGGUUUGGAAUUUCCCGAGAGGUUCAGUGUAACCGCCUUGUUUAUGAAGUUCGUGAAAAGUGUGCUGGAACUGUGCCGUAUUUACGGCUGCUUUCAGUGAGUUUUCGUUUUCGCACCAAGUACGCCACAAUUUGUAUUGUACGAGGUCGAACGUAUUUAACAACCUCGCAACAACAAUCAAAACGGAUAAAGCAGGUCUGUCAUUUCAGCCGUGUCCUCGCCACGAACAGCAUCCCGAUAUCCUGGUUUCCACCUCCUUUCGAGGCUGUACACUUCAUUUAGCUCCGCGGCAAAACGGAAUUGCCCGAGCUUCAAUUGUAAACACAAAGUAACCGUAAAUAUUUUUAAACCAACUCUCCAAUUUACGCAUUAAAUAAUACCACCAUUUGGUAUUAUACCUAAUCGAGAAAUACACAUAAUGAGUGCAAAUAAACGCGCGAAACUAAUAACUUUAAUUCAAAAAACCUGAAAGAAGUGCUAUUUUGAAAAAUGUAAAAACCGAUUAGCCAAGAAAAAAGUAAAACUAAUUAAUCGAGCUACAUACAACUGUCAAAAUCGGAAAAGACUUCUGUGAAAAGGGGGAAUACAAAAAAAAAAUACUAAACCCAGUGCAGAGUGUAAAAUGCCAAAAACUUUUGUGCGCCUCAACGUACAAAAAUUGUAAGACGCGAAACGGGAAAGGAAUUUGUGUUGAAUUGUUUUGUGCCCGAUUCUGGUGCGAAAAUUAAAAUAUAAUAGGGACUACGAUCGAAAAUCUUAAUGAUCCCUUUGACGAUGGCCACCGCGGAGGCCAAGCAGCUCCAGCGCGAGUUGUCCAUCUCGGUGUCGCCUGGAAAUGGAAAUGGAAACGUAAAUGUAAAUGGAGGAGCAACAGCCAUCUCCGGCGGAAACUCAAACAGCCUGCUGACCCUGACGCCGCGCAAGGAAGAGCUGCGCUUCCUGCCCCUCGCAUCCAUGGGAUCGGCGAACAAAACCAGCAACAUCACCAUCAGCAAUGUGCAACCGUUGAAAUCCAAACUGACGGCAGUCAACAUUGUGCCCAAUUCCCUAAAGACCACGGCAGGAUCUGCAGCUGGUGGCGCUGGAUCUGCUCCCCUCUUCCAACUGCUGCCAUCUACUAGCAAUUCCAACCAGCCACUCGUGGCCAUUUUGGCCAACAAUCGGAAGGCCACGCUUCUCGGAGGAGGUGCAUCCAAUCCCCAGCCAGUGAUCAUACGUUCCGGGACACCUUUGAGCAAGAACAGCCUGACCAUCCACAGCAAUGGCAUGGCCACCAUGACGCCAGUAGCAGCUGCCGGAGGAUUGGGAGGAGGAGGAGGAGCAGGUGGACCGGGUGGACCGGGUGGAGCUGCCCUAACGCUACUGAACAAAACAGAGCUUCCACAGAAAUUGCAAGCGGCACCUGUCCAAAUUCCAAGCACGGGUCCGGCGCAAAUCUCCUUGCUGGCUAAUCCCCUCAAGCCACGUGCUCCACUCAUACUCAGCAAGGUGGCGGUGGACAAGUUGCGUCUGAAGUUCAACCAGGUCAAGGCCAAUCCGAAUUCUUUGGUUCUGCACAAGGCGAAUCAUGUGAAGAAGCUGGGAAUGCCCUUGGCCAAGAGCAGUGGCGAGGAUAAGGAAAGGACCUCAGAGCUUAACAACCAUAACAUCAACAACAACAACAAUAAUAAUAUUAAUAAUAGCCAACAAGUCAAGGCAGUUAUUCCGGCUAAGGCCAUGUCUGUAGUCGCGGAGGAGCUACCCACCAAUAACGGCCAGAGCCUGAUUAAGGCUAAAAUACCACUCGCAAAGCCACUGCCGCUGCCCAGCCAGGAUAAACCCAUUGUGACGGCAGAAUCAAAAGCCACAGAGCAUGAGAUGGCCAAGCCCACGCCAAAGCCCACGCCAAAGCCCACGCCCAAACCGCUGGAGGUUACGCCAACUGAGCCAGCUAAGGAGCCCACGGAACCACCAGCCAAACUGCUGGAGCCGGUGCCAAAAGAAACCACUUCGCCCAAGGGAUCACCCAAGCUGCAUCGCUCCAAAUCCUUUGUGGCCAUCCAGCCGACAUCACCCUUAUUAAGCAACGAGCGACGCCACUCGGUGGCCAUUAUGGCCAAGGAGGUGGAUGUAAUCGAGCAGCCCAGUGCUCCCAUCGAGACCAUCACCAUAGAAGAUGACGACGAGAGCGAGGAGGAGAAGGAGGAGGAGAAGCAUCCAGAGGAGAAGCCCAAGAAAAAAGAGAUUGUGAUGCCCAUUCUGCCCGCUGGGAUAACCAUUUCCGCUACCAGCAGAUCAGCAGCCAAAUCGAAACCCGUGCGUAAGGACUCCUCCGUGACGACCAUCUCCUCCUGUGCCAGCGGCAGCUCAUCCAACAGCGAUGUGGAGGAGAUCUGUGCGCCAACCACGAACAAAAUGGAGGAGCAACUGAGUCUGCCGCCUGGCAUAAGCAUUAUCAAGGCGGAAUCCCUGCCGCUGUCCAAGGAGGACUUUGAGCGCUCGCUGCGCUGCGAGGAGCAGGUGCCCACUACUCCGCCCAAGUCCUCCUCCACCUCCUACUCUUCUGCGGGCUCAAGUGCCUCGGACACGGCCCCGUCGCCGUCCAAAUCGACCGAAACGAUGCGUCCAUCUCUGAAGAAUGGCAAGAAACCCUAUGACCAUGAUGUGGUGGCCUCGCCCGGCAGCAAGGCCGCUGGCCUGAAGAAGAGCAUGAUGCAGAACCUGUCCAUGCUGAAGUGGCGUGGCCAGCAGCCGGCCAACCUGCAGAACUCCACCAUGCGGUUCGAGCUGAACCACUUUAACCUGCUGCAACUCAACGAGCGCUGCGAGCCGCGCCAAGGUCCGGCGGCCUACUUCGAGCGGGCCCUGUUUGAUCGUCCUGGCCGGAGGCCCUCGGGCAGCAUCCAUCCGCUGCUGUAUCUGUGCCAGCGCUGCAACUGCCACGGUCCCGCCGCCGACUUCCUGGCACCACAUUACUGCUCCGUGUGCUGUGUGCGUCGCGCCCAGAAGCGUCGCCUGCCGCAGAGCUCGCAGAAGGAUAGCAAGAUGAGCCGUACCCAAGCGGAGCCGGCAGCUGGGGCGCCAUUAGAUCCACCAGAGAAACCACAGGCCAACGCAAGCGAGAAGUCGCAAUCGAAAUCCCUGGCCGCCAUACAAGAACAACUGCUGCAGCAGCGACCCAAGCAGAAGGCCCGAAAGCCAUUCCGCUGGAGCGAGUACCUCAAGGCCAAGGGCAAGGAUGUGGCGGCGCCCAUCCACCUGUUCCUCAACCCGUUCCCCAUCAGCCCCAACUGCUUCGAGCGCGGCAUGAAGCUGGAGGCCAUCGACCCGGAGAACUGCUCCCUGUUCUGUGUGUGCAGCAUUGCCGAGGUGCGUGGCUACCGGCUGAAGCUCACCUUCGACGGCUACUCCUCCAUGUACGACUUCUGGUUGAAUGCCGACUCGCAGGACAUCUUUCCGCCGGGCUGGUGCGACGAGACGGCCCGGGUGCUGCAGGCGCCCAAGGACUACAGCUCGGAGCGCUUCAGCUGGAGCCGCUAUCUGGUGAAGACGGGCGGCAAGGCGGCCCCGCGGUCGCUCUUUGCGCACUUGAACAUGCGCACGCAGGCGGGGGUGCGCAACGGAUUCGCCGUGGGCAUGCAUCUCGAGGCGGAGGACCUCAACGACACGGGCAAGCUGUGCGUGGCCACGGUGACGGACAUCCUGGACGAGCGCAUUCGCGUGCACUUCGACGGCUGGGACGACUGCUACGACCUGUGGGUGCACGUCAGCUCGCCGUACAUCCAUCCGUGCGGCUGGCACGAGGGUCGCCAGCAGCUGAUCGUUCCGCCCGACUUCCAGAAGUCGGAGUUCAACUGGCCGGACUACAUAUCAAAGGUGGGCGGAACGGCCGCCUCGAAGGAGCUGUUCACGCCACGCCAGCCCAUGGAGUACCAGCCACGCAUGAAGCUCGAGGUGGUGGACCAGCGCAAUCCCAGCCUCAUACGCCCGGCCACGGUGGUCACGCGCAAGGGCUACCGCGUCCAACUGCACCUGGACUGCUGGCCCACGGAGUACUACUUCUGGCUGGAGGACGACAGUCCGGAUCUGCAUCCCAUCGGCUGGUGUGAGGCCACCUCGCACGAGCUGGAGACGCCGCCCGGCUAUCUGCAGACCAAGUCCCUGAUGCCGUGCGACGUGGAGGGCUGUCGCGGCUAUGGCAAUGCCAAGCGCUUCAAUCUCAAUGUGCACGCUCUGCGAGAUUGCUGCCCGUAUGCGCCGGAGAACUGGCGCCAGUGGCGCUCCAAGACGGUCAAACCGCCCCGCGUGGCGCCCGACAAGAUCCGGCGGGGCUGGGCGAAGAAACCAAAGCGAGCCAGUUCGGAGGCCAAGCAGGCCGUCAAGGAUGAGGCCGCCGCCCAGCCGGAGAAGGCCGAAAUUAAGGUGGAGGCCAAGCGCAAGACGCCGCCGCGUCAGGGAAAGGUUGUGAAAGAACAGAAGCAGGAGGCGAAGGCGGAGGCGGAUCAGACGACACUCGAUCACCGCUGCCUGGACAUAGCCAAGUCCUAUGUGAAGGAGUACGGGCCACAGUUCCUGCAAAACUACCGCCUCUGGCAGCAGAACAGCGCCUUCGACUUGGACCAGGUGCGCAGCAACCCGCUGCACUGGACCAACUGGGAUGUGUACGAGUGCAUAGAGCGCGCCCUGGACUCCGCGGACAUUGCCAAGGCGAUCUUCGAGCAGGACAUCGAUGGCAGGGCGCUGCUGAUGCUGGGGCGCCACGAGUUGGACAAGUACCUGAAGCUCAAGGUGGGCCCGGCCGUGAAGCUCUACUCGCUGAUCGUCAACCUGCGCAUCGCGGUGGUCUGCAAGUUCGAGACCAGCACCACCGGGCUGGACAUCAACGCCGAUGCAGCGGCUCAGCCAGCAGCUGUGCCCGCCAAGACGGCGGAGCUGGAGCUGCCCCAGAGCAACGGACACCGGAUGGAGCACGACCUGGAGAUCUCCGACAGCGGGGACGAGGAGGACGUGAUCCUGGACAGCGACGACUUUCUCAGCGUCAAGCCGAGCAGUUUGGUGAUUGACGAAGACGCCGAUGGCGAUGCCGAUGGCGAUGCUGAUGGCGAUGUGGUCAUGGUGCCGCUGGAAAAGCGCAUGCCCAUUACCACGGCAUCCUAGGAUUGCAGGCAGACCGCAUCAUCCGUUGAUUGAUUUGUAAGAUUAUUUUGUUGCACUGGCCUCGGCCCUGUCGGGUAUUAAUAUUAUGUUAUAGUAUUUAUUGUAUAAGCCGAUCCGAUCCGAAUGCGACUUUGUUUGUUUUGCCCCAGCGCCCCCUUUUUUCCCCACUCUCCAAUAAAUGAUCCCUCUAGA
Molecule: messenger RNA, 5400 nt
Organism: Drosophila elegans
Lineage: Eukaryota; Metazoa; Arthropoda; Insecta; Diptera; Drosophilidae
Gene: l(3)mbt
Product: lethal(3)malignant brain tumor-like protein 3
Exons: 5
Coding region: 832-5208 (1458 amino acids)
Biological process (GO): regulation of DNA-templated transcription
Cellular component (GO): nucleus
Molecular function (GO): zinc ion binding; sequence-specific DNA binding
Source: RefSeq, a predicted model, not a curated record